This is a messenger RNA of Leucoraja erinaceus (little skate), 1161 nucleotides long. RefSeq names its product myeloid-associated differentiation marker-like protein 2. Gene Ontology annotation, cellular component: membrane. The transcript has a single exon. The record is from RefSeq and is a predicted model, not a curated record. NCBI's taxonomy places the organism in Eukaryota, Metazoa, Chordata, Chondrichthyes, Rajiformes, Rajidae. Bases 50 to 955 code for a protein of 301 amino acids.
AGAGGAGGGGAGAGGAGAAGAGAGGAGGGUAGGGGAGUGUCGAGAGGGGAUGGAGAGCCGGGUUCCCUUCCUGAACCCUGCGGCCGUGCUGUCGCCGCUGGGCGGGGUACGCCUGUUACAAUGCGUGUGUUGCUGUGUGGCUCUGAGCCUGGUGGCCCACGACGGCGGCUGGGACGGGGCCCCGGGCUACUUCUGCAUGUCGGCAUGGUGCUUCUGCCUGGCCCUCAGCUCCCUGGUCGUCUGCUUCGAGUUCACCCGCCUGCACGGCUGCCUGCGCCUCUCCUGGGAGAACUUCACCAUCACCUUCGCCCUGUUGGCCGCCCAGAUGGUCCUGACUGCCACCGUGGUCUUCCCCGUCUACUUUGCCAGUGACUUGCAGUGUCAGGGAUGCCCCUCCAGAGGAGACUACUUCAGGAUCUCGGCUACAGUCUGCUCGGCCGUGGCUUGCCUCGCCUACGGGGUGGAGGUCCACCUGACCCGGGCCAGACCGGGGUCACUGGGCGGCUACAUGGCCACGGCCCCGGGCUUGCUCAAGGUGGUCCAAGCCUACGUCUCCUGCAUCAUCUUCGGCGCCCUGCUCCACGACAGCGAGUAUGGCCGCUACCCUGCCACACAGUGGUGUGUCGGCGUCUACUCCGUCUGUUUCAUCCUCACCGUGGCGGUGAUCGGCCUGAACGUGGCCGGCAAGGUGCCCGUGCCCCACUGCCCCAUGGACAGGAUGGUGGUCCUCUACACCUUCCUCGCCGUCUUGCUCUACCUCAGCGCCUCCAUCGUCUGGCCCAUCUUCUGCUUCGACCACAAGUACGGCUCGGUGGAGCGGCCGGCCAGCUGCAGCCGGGGCCACUGCUCCUGGGACAGCCAGCUCGUCAUUGCCAUCUUCACCUAUGUCAACCUCAUCCUCUACGCGGCCGACCUCAUCUACUCCCAGAAGGUCCUCUACAUCGCCCGGCCCUAAGGAGUGGGUCUGAAGAAGGAAGGGUCUCGACCUAUUCAUUCUCUCCACAGAUGCUGCCUGACCCGCUGAGUUACUCCAGCACUUUGUGUCUAUUCUAAGAUGCUCCUCGUGGAUAGUUCCCGUUGGUGACUAUUAUAGCUCUGCCCUUCAAACUCAGCUGCAACUCCCUCCCCUCCUCUCUCCUCCCCUCUCUCCCCCUUUCUCUU